GAUGCAUGACUUAAGCUUCAUAUUCACUUGAGAACUCAGUUAAGUAAGUAGACACGAUGGCUAAGUUUGCUGUGGCUAAUCUCUUGAUCCUUCUUUUGAACUUGGGCGCUUUGCUCACUUCACUUGCCUGUCCCUCUUGCCCUUCCCCUCCUCACCCUAAGCCACCAGUAAAACCUCCCAAAGUAAAGCCGCCAUUUCACCCUAAACCACCAACCGUGAAGCCACCAAAGCCUCCAGUAACACCAAAACCACCAGUCGUGAAGCCACCAAAACCUGAAACACCGUGCCCUCCUCCUCCAGUAAUACCAACACCACCAAUCGUGAAGCCACCACCAACACCACCGAAGCAAGAGACUUGCCCCAUUGACACUCUCAAGUUAGGCGCAUGUGUGGAUGUCCUAGGUGGACUAAUCCACAUUGGUAUUGGCAGUAGUGCCAAGGAUGAAUGCUGCCCCCUGCUGGAAGGUCUUGUAGACUUGGAUGCUGCUGUAUGUCUUUGCACCGUUAUCAAGGCUAAGCUUCUCAACAUCAAUCUUAUUCUACCCAUCGCUCUUGAGCUCCUUGUUGACUGUGGCAAGACCCCACCUGAAGGGUUCAAGUGUCCUUCCUAAUUAAUUAGGUUGUGCUGUAACUUACAGAGUAUACACGUGUGGGCUUGAAAGCAUAAUUAAAGAAUAACUGCACGAGGGAUCUUCAAGUGUCUAACUGCACGAGGGAUCUUCAAGUGGCUAGAAUGAAGCAUUUUUAUAUAGGAUAUCUUGUGUUUUGUUCUCCCAGAGAAUUUUCUUCUGUUCUUCUUUCCCUUUUCUAGAGAAUAUAUUGUGUGUUAAUUUGUUUUACUUCUUCUUGUGUAUCCAUUAUGGCUAUACUUUGUCAUGGGCCAGGGGUUGAUGUUCUUCGUGUACCAACCACUUGAAAUUAAUACUACAAGAAAUUUGGUUCCAA
Messenger RNA from Populus nigra (black poplar), 945 nucleotides. RefSeq names its product 36.4 kDa proline-rich protein-like. The transcript has 2 exons. Bases 57 to 611 code for a protein of 184 amino acids. NCBI's taxonomy places the organism in Eukaryota, Viridiplantae, Streptophyta, Magnoliopsida, Malpighiales, Salicaceae. The record is from RefSeq and is a predicted model, not a curated record.